Molecule: messenger RNA, 1648 nt
Organism: Rotaria sordida
Lineage: Eukaryota; Metazoa; Rotifera; Eurotatoria; Philodinida; Philodinidae
Source: the annotation of a GenBank genome assembly
UGAUACAUGGAAAGGUGUAUUAACAAGUGAUUCUGAUGUAAAAGAAUUAUUACCAGAAUUUUAUAUGUCAUCACAAUUUAAUGAUGAUGAAGAUUAUGAAGAACAUCAUCAAGAUGGAGAAUUUUUACUUAAUCAAUUUGAUAUUGAUUUUGGUAUAAGACAUGAUGAUGUACGUGUUGGUGAUGUUUUACUUCCACCAUGGGCAGAAAAUGAACGAGAUUUUGUAUAUAAAAUGCGUUUAGCAUUAGAAAGUGAUUAUGUAUCACAACAUUUACAUGAAUGGAUUGAUCUUAUAUUUGGUUAUAAACAACGUGGUGAAGAAGCACGUCAAACUGAUAAUCUAUUUCAUUAUUUAACAUAUGGUGUACCAGAUAAUCAUAUUCCAACAUCAACUGAACAAUAUGAUGAACAAUUAUCAUUAGAAACACAAAUUCUUGAAUUUGGACAAGUUCCUAAACAGCUUUUUUUCAUGCCACAUCCACGUAAAUUAACUAAAUAUGAAUUAGAAGAAUAUAAAGAACGAGAAAAAAAUUCUGAUAUUAACAUUCCAUCAGCUUCAAUUGAUAGUGAUAAUAAUGAAAUAGAAUUAAAAUUAAUACGUCCUCGAAUUCAAUCAUUAUCAUCAAUUGAACAAUAUGACUUAGGUCAAUUUGAAUUUGAUUCUAUUUGUCGUUUACAUAAAACAGCUGUAAGACGUAUUGUACCACAUCCAUUAUUACCAUCAACACAUUUAUUAACAAUAGGUGAUGAUGGUUUUUUACGUAAUUAUAUGGUUGAUAGAAGUAAAAUUGAUACAUUUUAUUUUAUAUCAUCACGUCCAUUAACAUGUUUAAAAUCAAUUCCAGUAUAUGUAUCAAUAAAUACAACUGAACGUUGUUCAUUAGCAUUUAUUGGUAGUUAUGAUCAUUCAUUAUAUAUUUAUAAUUUAGAAACAGGUACAUCAUUAUUAUCACAAGUUUUACAUGAUGAUAUUAUAACAGAUUUAUAUAUAACAAAUCGAUCAACACCAACACUUUUAUGUACAUCAUCAAAUGAUGCAACUGUACGUAUAUGGUCAUUAGAAAAUCUUAUUUCUAUUCAUAAUGAUAGUUAUAUAUUUCAAACAAAUUAUCAUUUAUCAUCAAUUAUUCAUAUGCAAUAUGAUAUUACAUUUGAUUCAUCUUGUACUUGUAUGUAUGUAUUAGAAGAACAUUGUCUUUUAACUGUUGGUUGUCAAGAUGGAUCAAUAUAUAUAUGUAAUUUUCAAACUGGAGGAAUAUUAAAACAAUUAACAUCAACAUCACCAUCAUUACCUAUUUUAUCAUUAUCAUUACGUUCUGAUGGUCUUUUUCUUGCAUAUAUAUCAUCAAGAGCAGUUACAGUAGUUGAUAUUAUAACAGGUACAGAUGUAUUUACAAAAACAUGUUUAUCUGAUGAACAAUUAUUUAAUACAUUAUUUUAUUCAUCACAUAUGUUAAUUAUUGGUUUAAUAAAUGGUUCAUGUGAUGUAUGGAAUUUAAGAAUAUGUGAAAAAAUUUAUACAUUAAAUAUAUCGGAUAAUAUAAGUAUAACAACAAUAACAUAUAAUGAUGGAAUGUUUUUUUUUGGUACUAAUGAUGGAUCUGUACAUUCCUAUGUAUUUGCAAGUCGACAUCAAUUAUCAAUCUAG